Molecule: messenger RNA, 7315 nt
Organism: Amborella trichopoda
Lineage: Eukaryota; Viridiplantae; Streptophyta; Magnoliopsida; Amborellales; Amborellaceae
Gene: SSE1
Product: shrunken seed protein (SSE1)
Biological process (GO): peroxisome organization
Cellular component (GO): peroxisomal membrane
Source: RefSeq, a predicted model, not a curated record
AGAAUCUUGUUGCUAUAGUGGGGCAAUGUAUUUUCCCCAAUUAUCAUAUCAGGGAUGACGUGACACCUUCUUCACAUUAAUACCUCUGGUUCUCUUCGAUCACGUUGUUUUCCUGUGUGUUUAUCUCAUCCUCAUCGAAAAGGGUGCACUUCUUUGUUUCUCCCUCUUCACACUGGUGACGCAGCGUCUUGAUUCUAGCUCUCUCUUGUUAUGCACGCGUGUGUGAGGUUAAGGGAAAACAGGAGAGAUGCAUCAGAGAUUGUAUUUAUAGUUAGAGAGAGUUUCUGUGCCAUCUGCUUAUAGUUAGAGAGAGAAAGAGAGCUUGUCUUUGUCUUGGAAUAGCACAGCCCUUUUCUGCCAUGGAGGCAUACAAACAGUGGGUUAGGAAGAACAGAGAAUAUGUGCAUUCUUUGGAGAGCUUGGCUAAUGGCUUGACAUGGUUUCUCCCCGAGCGCUUCUCGGCUUCAGAAAUUGCGCCGGAAGCUGUUACUGCAAUUGUGGGUGUUAUAACUGCAAUUAACGAGCAUAUAAUUGAAACCUCUGGUGCCCAAAUGAGAAUGGGCCCUCAAGAGCCUACAUUUCCUUGGUCCUUAUGCAUAUCUACAGUCAAGGACUUGGAGACCUUGGUUGAAGUUGUUGCCCAACAAUAUUAUGGAGAUGACAAGAAGUGGAAUUUCAUUGCUGUUACAGAGGCCUCCAAGGUGUUAUUGCGGUUAAUUUUGCUGCAACAAAGUGGAUAUAAGAUGCUUUUUCAUGGUGGGAUGUCACCAAAUGUCGAGGAUCCACAUAAUUCGGGCUCUCAGGCAAAUAAUGGCUCAGGCCACCCUAGAACUGGUAAUGUUCCGAAUUAUUCAGUGCUUCAAACUGCAAGGCCUGGUGGGUAUCAUGGGCCUGGCUAUCCCCAAGGCUUUUACAGUUAUAAUCCUAGAAAUGUAGAAAACAGAGCAUUGUUUGCUUUGAAUAAAUUUGGGGAGAAUGCGAUGACGACGUCGAACCAAUCCUGGUUGAAUAGGCCUCACCAUCUUUCUGAUACAACCACCAAGCCUCCUGCUCCAGCAGUAGCAAAGCCAACAUUGGCUUCCAUCUGGUCUGAGAAAGGACUUCAUGGUGUACUAUUUCUUCUUGGAGAGGUGCUCUUCAUUACAAGGCCACUUGUUUAUGUCCUAUUUAUUAGAAAACAUGGAGUGCGGUCGUGGAAACCUUGGAUGCUGUCUUUAGCUGUCGACUUUGCUGCAAUGGGCAUUCUUUCUUUUGUCACAAAUGGAGGGAAGCAUCAUAUUCUAUCUAGCGAGGAAACUAAUGAGUUGAAAAGAAGAAAGCUGUUGUGGGCGCUUUAUCUCUUGAGAGAUCCCUUCUUCAGCAAGUAUUCACGGUGCCGUAUUGAGAACACUGAGAAAUACUUGAACCCCAUUCCGCUUGUUGGAUUUCUUACAGCUAAAUUUGUUGAGCUUAUUAUUGGUGCACAAACACGAUACACUUACACAUCAGCGUCAUGAGAGCAAUUUGAGGGGAGUCAAACAUUAUUGUGCAGAUUUUGUGUCAUCAAGAAACCAGAAGAUUCCAUGUACUCGUGCUAGAGAACGACGAUUCAAUAAGAUUCAACGGCAUCAUAAACUGAUUGAAUUAUGUAAAAAUAAGACAAUAGGACUAUAGCACUCAUGGCUGUUAAUUUACUCCUGCAUAUGAAGAAUUGUCAAAGUGCUAUAUCAGGUGCUGCCUAUUUAACAUCAGCAUCAACAUCUAAAAGUGGAAAUGGUGGAGGUCACCUAUGCUAAUCUGUUAUUUGAGAUAAAUCUGAUUUUGUGGUCCACCAAAUGCUCAUCAUUGGUAGCACAAAAGAGCAGACUUUGGCCUGAAGCCAUGGACCAAUCUAAAGGAUCGCAUAUCCAUUUCGACCUGUCAUGCAAGGGAACUUGAUUGUCCCAUAUGACAAUUUCUUUUUAAUUUAUAUCUGUUUUGCAUCUGUUGUAGCAAUAUUGGGAUACAUAUGUUGAAUGCACUAUAUAUUUUGUACAAAACUAGGGAUAUUUCAUGCAUUAUUUACAAGAUUAGUGCAUUUUGGUGAUUUUAAGACUUAUUCAUUUAAUGUUUAUAAAUUUUCCAACGGGCAUGCCUCCAUAAAUAUGAGAUAUUAUAAAAUUCUUCUGUCAUUUGCAUGUCCAUGUCCAUAUGACAUGUUUUUGUAUUCAGAUUCGGGAACCAUAAAAGAGACAUCUUAUAAUGGUCUGUGGAUACCUAAAGAAAGAGGCGCCAACACUUCAUUGUUGAUUUGCAUCAAUAAGUUUCACAUUGAUUUUGGAUUUAGUCUUUAAAGUGUGAUAUAGGCCAUGAAUGUCCUUAGGUUCUGUUUAAGUUCCUGUUCAAUGUUUCUAUGGUCGUUUUCUCCUACCUCUUAUGUACAAUAAAAUCGUUGGUAAUACUUACCAUUAUGAUUGGUUUGUGGCUUCUAGGGACUAUUAACUCAGUUUGACUUAGUGAAAAAUACGUUCACCGUUUCAUUGAAGAAAGAGGAGUAAUGCAGGAGAAUACAGGCCAAGGAUGAGAUAAUUUGAAGAAGAGUGAGUUAAUGUACAGGCUCUCUCAUUCAAAGGCUAAUGCCUGUUAAAGAUGUGAUUAUAACCAUUUCUUAAAAGUGGUGAUGCUUCCAUUUUCAAGCAUCCUUUAGCCACUAAAGAAAGUUGCAUUGGUAGGGAUCAAACUUUAAUCCUCACAAGGUUAAAUGCUCACAUUACCAUCUAGGAGAAAGGAUAGAUGCUUUCACCUAAUUAGUCUCCUUCCUUUUACUAAUUAAUGGGUCCGGUAAAGGACUCUUUUGCAGCUUGAUACCAUAUUAUGCGGAUUACCUCUUAUCUUUUUAGGUUUCUAACAUGUACGAGGCCUUUGGACAUACAUGAUGGCUAAGUUAUGAGGUCCAGGCGGGUGGGGUGUUUGUAUCAGUCUGGUGUAGGACCAGUGCUUCGCUAAUAGUUUUAGGGGGCAUUCUGAUGUUUUAUGUCUCAUGAUUAACAUGGAUGGAGCAUCUAAGGGAUGAUUCUAAUAAUCCAUGAAUGAUUCUCUAUGAUGGAUUUGGUUAUGCUUGGAGUUUCUGAGGCAUAUGGCGUUUGCUUAGUUCAAUCUGAUAUCCCCCUUCCCAACUUCUGGUUUCCUAAUGAAUAAUGCGGAAUAGGUCCACAAGCUCAAAUGGCUUCUGGUGAGCUAGAACAUCAAGUCUGAUUCUUGUUUUUCUGAUUUUGAUUUCUGGUUUCUCCUUGUAACAGAAGAAGGUGCAGCUAUCUCCUUAGGCCACAUUCCUGAACUCAUUCUACAUAUCCUUUCUUUGGUGGUAAUGACAGGGUUAGGAUCCCAGUAAACGACAGCUAGCUUAGUGGAAAAGAAAAAUAGAGGCAGCCGGGAUGUGGCAGCUGCUUUUAUUCGGAGUUUGUAUUUGGGUUUACUUUUGGGUCUUGGAAAGCCUUGAAAGUUUCUUUGUGACUCAACAAUCAAGAAGUUUGAGUGGAGGUUGGCUCUUUUGAAAGGUCAAUUUUUCUUCUUGGAAGGGGCUCAUCACUCUUUUAGAGGCCACAUGUAUAAAUUCCCACUGCAAUAACUCGGUUUUGGAUGAGUAUGUCAGCAAUAGAUUAGGCAGACGAACUAUGAAGCGAUCUCUAGUAGAUCGGAAGUGAAAGGGUUUUAAAUUCACAUUGGUUAGUUAGGAGGUACUUGUGUCAAAAUUCUGAAGAAGGAUGGUGGUCUAGGGAUAAAGAGGUGAAGAGCGGUGAUAAGGAGCGAGAUUAGUUGUUUUGGGAACUGGGAAAGAGGGAUGAAAAUCUUUAAACUAAUUAUCAAAGCGGAGUCUUUGUAUGGGUGUGCUGGGUGUAUGCCCUCUGUCAGAGUGUGGGUUGGCUGCAAUGGUUGGAGUUCUUUUAGGUUUGUCAAGGGUAUUAAGUGCCAUUGGUAUAUUGCGUGGAGGAUCUGUACUUGAUGGCAUCUGGUUGGUUGAAUUUCUUCAGUUUUAUUAUGUACCACUUUCUGAGGUGAUAGCAUUAUCCCAAAAAGAAUCUCUUGGGUGAUAUCCUUGUUUACAUUUAUGGUUCAUUAAUUAGGCCCAAAACCAACCUGUUGUAGAUAUUAUUCAUUCAGGCGCAAGGGGAUAGUAUAUUAUGUGUUCAGCAAAUAAGCGGCAUCAUUCUUGUCUACAUGUGGUACUGCAAAAUGAUAGUCCAUAGGAACCACCAUAUUCUUGAACUUCAAUAUCUCCGCUUCUAUGUCUGAUAUACCUAUAAGUUAUUGGCAAAAGGUCAGAAACUAUACCUGCUAUACUCUGCCUCUUUUAUCACCUUCCUAUACCAACAAUGGAAAUAUAUCUAUUGCAAGAAAAACGUUUGUGCAAUUUUAUUUUAUUUUUUCCACUAAGAGAAAAUUCAGCUACUUGGGGAUAUGUUAUUUGGCAUGGUAGAAAGUUUUAUGAAAUUAUGCAGAUUUACUGCUUCAAAUUCAAACAUGAAUUGUUCUCUCUCAAGCUAUAAGGUUUGAUUGGCGGCUUAUGAGUUUUCAUAGGACUAGGAGUGAGUUAGAUGAGGUAUUAGUUUGUCUAGGAUGACCUGAUUAAGAAUUAUGAUGCUAAUGUCGUUUAAUAAUGGCAUCUCUUGAAUGGAUGUAAGGUGUUUCAUUAUUCACAGACAACAUGCAAUACCUCAACUCAAGUAUCAUAUUGAUGAGCCGAACAAUGUCUUCAUGGAGAAUUGUUGGAGGAUGUGCAUGGAAGACCUAGUUAUAUUGAAUACAUCUACAUGAUUGUCGGAUGGAAUGUUUGCCAUUUCUGUGUUCUCUUUGAAGCCUUUACAUUCCCAGAUAAGUGUGCUUUGACUUUGUUUUGAGAAAUUUUCUGAUGUCACUUGGGCUUGCUUCCGACGAUGCUCCUUGGGUUUGUUCCUUUUCCAUUGGGACUUUCUCAUUAGGCAUCGUGGUUCUCCGUGUCUAUGUUGAUGGUAGCAUGGUUAUAGGUGAGACUUGCAAGUGUUUCUUCAUCUAAGUAGGACUUUAAGGGUAUGUUUGGUAACCCUCUAAUAUCCUGAUAUUACAGGAUAUCAUAGAAUCAAAAGUAAUUUGAAUUAUAAAAGUUGGUGGACCACGUUUGAUAAGAUCAAAUCAUAGUAUUUAAUAUCCAAAUAACUGUCUAAUAUUUGAGUCUCCAAAAUUCAGCUCUGAGUUGAAAUUUUGGGAUACUAAAAUUUUAUGGGCGGCAUUUUGUUUCUCUAUCACUUCACAGGGCUCUCUCUCUGUCGUUCACAUAGAGCCUGGGUCUUCUCCUGUGCCAGACAACCCCUCUUCUCGCUCUCUCUCUCGCUCUCUUGUAUCCCUUCUCUCAUCCAACAGGGGUUGCCUCUGCUCUCUUUCUGCUCCAAUAUUGGCAAUAUCUUAACUUUCUCUCCUCCUCCAAAGCCCUAUCAGCAUUCUCAUUGCUAUCCAUCAAAUCCCACCUUCUCAUCCCUUCUCUCAUCCAACGGGGGUUGCCUCUGCUCUCUUUCUGCUCCAAUAUUGGCAAUAUCUUCACUUUCUCUCCUCCUCCAAAGCCCCAUCAGCAUUCUCAUUGCCACCCAUCAAAUCCCCCCCAAAGGGUCUCCUAAACAUGGUUUGGACGCAAUAGGGUUUAAGCAGUGUCUGAAAGAGAAGCAAAAGCUUGGCUCUCUAAAAUCAUCCUAGCCUAAUUUCUAAUAAUUUCCUGCAACUCAUCAAUGGCUUCAAAGGUUGUCGUGGGAAAAUCACCGGAUUAUAACCAAAGUGGGUUUUCUCCAACAACCUGAGAGGAUUAUCUGCCCUAACGCCAAUAUCGAUCUGUCUCAAUCAAAACCCUCCGGUUCUUCUUCUUCUUCUAACUUUUUCCUGGCCAUUUAUUCUCUUGAGAACCUGUAGUAGAAGGUGAAGCACAUCUGUAAGAUGGAAAGGCUCAGUUACAGGGACCGAAGUUGUAGUGGUGCAAAGAAGCAUGUAUGGUUGGAAUGGGUAUGGGGAUGGGAAAGGGGUAGUAGCAAUACGAGAGUCCCACCAAGCAGAAGAGUGGCUACUGCAAGUACUGCAACUGCUGCUAUAUGUGGUGUAUUUGGUGGGAGAAACAUGCACACAAUUGAGUGGAGCACUUGAUCAGAGUAUUUCAACGCUAGUGGCAUCAAGAGGGUUUCAAAGUCCACACCAGGCCAGAACGAGGUGGCAAGGGUGGUUGCGGCAUGAGUUGCUGGGUUUUUGAGGAGAUUUGAUAUGGUGGAGCUUGAGAAUAUACACGGCAGGUUCGUGGCAUAUGGAACUACGGGCUUAUAAGCUUCUGGGUUAAGAUGGUAAGGGGUGAAAAGUGGCUGGAAUCUAAAGUCACAGCAAGGCUAGGUGUUGCAAUUAGCUUUGUGUUUCCACAAACUCCCACCUGGAUGACAGUACAUGUAGAAUAUGUUGGAUUGGGGGUUGCGGUUAGCUUUGGGUUUCUCUUGUCUUCUAAGGAGUCUAAUAAUUUAUAUCUAAGAAAUUACGAUCAAACAUACAUCAAGAUAAUAUAUCAUUCAGAUAUAUAAAGUGGGCAAUAUCUUUUAUUCAUAUUUUAAAAAAUUAGAAUAUUUAAAUUUUGUUUUAUCAAACAGUGCCUAAGGUAUUUCUGAAACAAUGACACUUCUCAUUCUUUCAUUCCAAAGGCACAAUUAUAGACAAAUGUUAGAUUGCAUAUCCUUGAUAUUAAUGUUAAACAAUUUGGUUAUGUUGGGCUUCAUGUUUUAGUGCAUGGUUAUGUGGUCUCUGCUUGCUACUUUGGUCAGCUUAAUGCUAUGGAGGAAGUUUGUGUGGUCGGGUUUGGACCUAAAUCUAUGCAGUCAUUAUUUUCUUUUUUUGAUAAUUUAACAAUUUGUAUUAGUACACGUGCAAAUUUCUACAGCUUUGUGGUCGUGCCAUAAUAUACUAACUGUUAAUAAAAUUAGAGUACGUGGGUGUGGGUCUCUACAAAAUUGUUAGCAAGUUUCCUCCUACGGGGGUAGUUGUUUAAAUCAAGGAAAAAUAUCUCCAUAUCCUCUAUUUUUAAAUUUCAUUUUUUAAUAAACCCAAAGUUUUAAAAAAUAUCUUCCAACUUCUAGCCACUUUAAACCUAUUUUUUAACCUGAACAAAUGUGAGAAAUACAUGCUCUUUUUAAACUCAAUCCCUUCUCUCUUCAUUUAUAUCCCUCAAACUUCUCUUUCUUUCUCUUGCUGCAUCUUUCGCUCUCUCUCCUCCCGUGUUUAUCAAAACACAUCUCUUUUCCCAUGUUUAUCCAAACACCUCUCUCUCUUCCAGUGGAUUAAACAACAUACUCUUUUUCUCUCU